Messenger RNA from Ooceraea biroi (clonal raider ant), 885 nucleotides. RefSeq lists its product as uncharacterized. The record is from RefSeq and is a predicted model, not a curated record. NCBI's taxonomy places the organism in Eukaryota, Metazoa, Arthropoda, Insecta, Hymenoptera, Formicidae.
AUGGUGAAAUUCAAAGCCGUGAUACAAAGUCAACAAGACCUUCAUCAUCGCAUAAGCCGUACCGUGGAAAACUUCAAAAAGGUCAGUAAGGACAAAAUGACGCCACUUAACAUUAAUACACGACUAGAAAUGUUGGAAGGGCAUUGGAAAUCGUUCCAAUCUGCUCAUUCCGCGCUCGUCUCCGCUCGCACCGAAGAGUGGUCCGCUAAUUCCUAUUUCAAGGACGACUUUUAUGAAGUUUGCGAAACCUCUUACUUCGCUAACAAAGAUAAGCUCCUCGAACUUCGUCAGAAGCUCUUAUCGGAAUCGGCGCCCGCGACAAAACCGCACGACCUCUCCGUCUCGCCGGCAACCCGUAGCGCGAUCGCUCGCGCUCUGCCGAAAAUUUCGCUGCCAAAAUUCGCUGGAGACUACAGAACGUGGCUGGUCUUCCGAGAUCUUUUCCGCUCCAUGAUCAUUAACAAUUCCGACAUUACAUCCGUCGAAAAGUUACACUAUCUCAAAAACCACGUUACGGGAGAAGCAGCGCGUCGCAUUACUAACAUCGCGAUCACCGACAACAAUUUUGAUCGGGCUUGGGAAGCGUUAGUCACGCGGUACGAUAAUAAACGGGUACUGGUUUGUUCAUAUUUGGAGCUACUGUUCAGCAUCACAUCAGUCUCGCGCAAGUCCUCUGAAGAUCUCAAGGAAUUACUCGCAACAGUCCACGAAGCAAUCAGCGGCUUACGGUCUCUCGACGCUCCAGUUGACUCGUGGGAUUAUUUCCUGGUUUAUUUCAUCGUCGGCCGUUUAGACAUCGACUCUCGCAAGGCGUGGGAGCUCCAGCAAGGAUCCAUCACGGAACCUGCGACAUUCGCUGAACUCGAAGCAUUUUUGGACGGAUGA